AUGGGUCUCAAAGAGAAGUUCCAAAAGUUUAAGUACUACAUUUCAGGGUCUCCCAUUAAGGGCGAACAAUACAAGGACCCACCUAAUGUGAAGGAUCUUCCUCACAUGAAAGACGCGGACGGCCAGUUGAUUGCUGUGUCUUCGGGAAAGCGGGAGUUGUCGCCAGCAUUGAGUGCCAACCUUAACAUUCAAUCUUCCGGCGGACACAAGCAUGUGAAAGAAAGCGACGAUACCAUCGAGGGUGUAAUGGCGAAGGCAUGA
This is a messenger RNA of Lachancea sp. 'fantastica', 261 nucleotides long. The record is from the annotation of a GenBank genome assembly. NCBI's taxonomy places the organism in Eukaryota, Fungi, Ascomycota, Saccharomycetes, Saccharomycetales, Saccharomycetaceae.